CUUCCAAUUUUCAAACGUCUUCCCUUUCAUUGCUCUUUAACGAUCGGUCCUUUUUGCUUACAAGAAAAGCCUCCGCUUCCUUGAGAGCCAAGCCGCGGUGUUCGUAAUCGUCGCUUUCGGCAUGGUGUCAGAAUCUCCCGGCAUGAGCAUUAUCAGACAUCGAUUGGUAAUGGCUUUCUUAGCUGACAAUUUCGCCAUUCACGAAUAAAUAGUCGCUCAUCCUGCUCUUCAAUUCCCAUCAUCAUAUCUCUGCAACAUGAUAAACAAACCCGUAGCUGUUAUCGCAGGUCUUGGUUCGGGUACUGGCACUGGCGCGGCAGCAGCGCGUCUCUUCGCCAAAGAAGGCUAUGCGAUAGCUCUCAUCGCUCGUGGCGCCGACUCUCUCAAGGCCCUCUCGGACGAGAUUACCUCUGCUGGCGGAACCGCCGCCCCAUUCACCAUCUCAUCCUACAGCACAGCAGACAUUAACUCUGCCUUCGCCCAGCUACAUGCUCACUACCAAGGCCAGCCUAUCCGGGUUGCACUCUACAAUGCCGCCCACGGCGUCUGGAAGCCAUUCCUCGACGUCACACCCGACGAUAUCCAAGCUGUGACACAGACCAAUAUCGAGGGGGCUUUCACUUUCUCGAAGAACAUCAUCCAAGCAUUCCAGAAGAACAGCUUGGAUGAGAAGGGCAAGAGAGGGUCGUUGAUCUUUACGGGAGCUACAGCAAGCGUGAGGGGGAACGUCACGACCAGUGCAUUCUCAGCUGGGAAGCAUGCGUUGAGGGCAUUGUCGCAGAGUCUGGCGAAGGAAUUUGGGAAGCAGAACAUUCAUGUCUCCCAUGCUAUCAUUGAUGGAGGUAUUUUGACGAACAGGACCCGCGAAUAUCGCAAUGACCCUGAAUGGGAGAAGAAUGAAGAUGUGCGAUUGUCGCCGGACGGUAUAGCAGAAUCGUACCUGUAUCUUGUCAGGCAGCCUCGGUCGACCUGGACUUGGGAAUUGGAUCUUCGUCCUGCUCACGAGAAGUGGUGACACACUUUCAGCAAUUUAGUAGUUCAAGCUAUCGAACCAGAACAUCGUUGUAAUAUAACUACAGCUGUCUUCUAGCACCCUAGUCAAUGCAGUUUGCAAUACCGUAUCUUCAUUCCUUUGACUGAGGUUCAGACUAAAAAUAGGAAUCAUCAGAAGACACGCAACUCGC
This is a messenger RNA of Desarmillaria tabescens, 1184 nucleotides long. RefSeq lists its product as uncharacterized. The record is from RefSeq and is a predicted model, not a curated record. The transcript has 6 exons. Lineage: Eukaryota; Fungi; Basidiomycota; Agaricomycetes; Agaricales; Physalacriaceae. Bases 257 to 1015 code for a protein of 252 amino acids.